Molecule: messenger RNA, 831 nt
Organism: Macrobrachium nipponense
Lineage: Eukaryota; Metazoa; Arthropoda; Malacostraca; Decapoda; Palaemonidae
Exons: 2
Coding region: 1-831 (276 amino acids)
Source: RefSeq, a predicted model, not a curated record
AUGUCCGGCAAAGAAACUGCAAACAUUCACUGGUCAAGAGAAGAAAUCAUACAAUUAAUUGACUUGUACCGCCAACAUCCAUGCCUAUGGAAUGUCAAAAGUGACAUGUACAAGGACAGAGCUGAACGUGUAGCGGCUUUGACAGCAAUAGCCGCGGAAUUACGCAAGACAUGUGUUGCCAUUACCACAGGGGAUAUAAAACGGAAAAUAGAAACCCUGCAAAAUCAACACAGACGUGAAAUGCAAUUGGUUGAAAACUCACGCAAGUCAGGAGCUGGGGUAGACGACAUUUACAUUCCCAGAUUAUGGUGUUUUAAUGACCUUUCUUUCCUUAAUGAUGGUGGCAUAAUCAGACCAUCUCUCUCAAACAUAGAUAAUGCCACCAACGAUACAGCUGAGGAGGAACAUUCUGAUCAUGAGAUUGAAGAAGGGGAUGAAACGGAAAAUGCUAAACCCAGCACGAGCCAACAGGAACGUCCUCGCAAACGUCUCUCUAAAUCUGAUCAAAUAUUGGAUACAGUUGCAAGAAAACUUGAUGAAUCUGUAAAUACAGAUAUAUCUGGUAUGGAUAACUUCGGGAAAUACGUCACACGUAGGAUACUUGUAAUGGACCAGCGAACUUCAAUAAUAACUAGAAAAAUCAUAAAUGAUGUACUUUUUGAGUCAGAGAAGGGGAAUUUAAAUUCUUCAUCUCGAGUAGUUACAACAAACCAAGGGCCGGUACCAUUACCAAUGCCUUCAAAUAACUCAGUGUAUAGUUACUGCAGUAACAGCAGUAGUAAUACAAAUGACUCCGGGAUGUCGCAGUACUUUUCAAAUUUUCAACCUUAG